Lobosporangium transversale is the source of this 1640-nucleotide messenger RNA. RefSeq lists its product as hypothetical. Gene Ontology annotation, biological process: mRNA splicing, via spliceosome. The transcript is spliced from 7 exons. Lineage: Eukaryota; Fungi; Mortierellomycota; Mortierellomycetes; Mortierellales; Mortierellaceae. Gene Ontology annotation, molecular function: RNA binding; zinc ion binding. The coding region runs from base 36 to 1580 and encodes 514 amino acids. The record is from RefSeq and is a predicted model, not a curated record. Gene Ontology annotation, cellular component: nucleus; spliceosomal complex.
CACCUCUCAACCAAAAAAAAAAGGAAAAAGAAAGCAUGGACAGUAUUCUCGACACUCAGCGAAGACUCCAUGAGGAGAUCGACCGCCUAGAGCAGGCCAUUGUCGAUCAGUUCAUGCUCAAUCCCAAGACUCAUAAAGAGCGUUUGCUUCAGGAGCAUACAGUAGAUGGCUAUUUGGAUCGGAUCAGCGCAAGGAGCAGAGAUCUACAGAUUAUUUACAAGGACGAAGACGGGAAUCGAAAAAAGGAAAUGGACGCUAUUUCAGGUGCCAAUGAGUUUGGAGAGUUUUAUGAUCGCUUAAAGAAAAUCAAGGAUUAUCAUCGGAAAUACCCUAAUGAAGCAGUGGAGCCGAUGGAACUUGAGUUUUUGGAUCAACAACCAACAGAAGCCAAGCUGGAUGCUCUAGAUGAGAUGUUCUCGGGAGAGGAAGCAGUAGGACGAUAUUUGGACCUUCAUGAGGUUCAUGAUAUCUUCUUGAAUCUCAAGAGUAUGAAACGGACCCAUUAUCUGGGAUAUCUCUCCGAGUUUACAUUAUUCCAUGAGAUUGAUCGGAAAGAUAAGGACGCUGAAUACCACAAAUAUUUGGAUGCACUAUGCAGGUAUAUGGAAGACUUUUUGAAGCGCGUAAAGCCUUUAACGAAUAUGGAGGAAAUUAAGGCAGAUGUACGGAAAGAUUUUGAAACAAAAUGGAAAGAGGGCUCAUUGCCUGGAUGGCCCAAGAAGGCAAAAGAAGGCGAAGGAGAGAACUUGCCACCGACGGACCUAUUUUGUGUGGCGUGUAAGAAACAAUAUGCUAAAGACACAGUGUACGAAGCACAUUUGAAGAGUACAAAACAUAUCAAGGCAGCAGCACGAUUAGCUGCUGAGAAGACUGGGAAUGGAUCAACAAAAGCAAAGGGUGGUAGUGGGGAUGGUGAUGCUGCUGCUUCAGGAGAUGCUGUUUCUUCAACAAGCAUUGCAAACACAGAUGAAGAAAGUGUCGCGGCGGUGCAAUCAAGAGUACUGGCAGAGAAGGCGAAGCCAGAAAAGGACAUGGCAUUUACAGAAUUGUUGAUUCAAAAGUAUGCAGAGAUUUUGAAGCAGCAGAUCGAGGAUACCAAGGAAAAUGUGGAACGUCGGCAGACUUUGACAGGCCGCGAGCGUGACCUCGAAUUAGAGGCAGAGCAGGUGGAACUGGAUGAAUCCGACUCUGACGACGACGAAAAGGUGUACAACCCAUUGAAGUUACCACUGGGAUGGGAUGGCAAGCCCAUUCCAUAUUGGCUUUAUAAGUUGCAUGGAUUAGGCGUUGAGUACUCAUGCGAGAUCUGUGGAAACUAUGUAUACAAAGGGCGCAAGGCCUUUGAUAAACAUUUCCAAGAAUGGCGCCAUGCACAUGGCAUGCGGUGUCUUGGUAUCCCUAAUACAAGACAAUUCCAUGAAAUUGUCGGUAUUGAGGAUGCACUUGCAUUAUGGAACAAGAUCAAGAAAUCGAAACCAGAGGGUGCAAAGAGGGAUCAAGUGGAGGAGUUUGAGGAUAGUGAAGGAAAUGUGUUUAAUAAGAAGACAUACGAGGAUCUUAAGCGCCAGGGUCUCAUUUGAGCAGAGAAUGACUAAAUAUCUUGUAUUCGCAGUCUUAAUAAAACACGAGUUGAUAGAAAC